Molecule: messenger RNA, 5441 nt
Organism: Ochotona curzoniae (black-lipped pika)
Lineage: Eukaryota; Metazoa; Chordata; Mammalia; Lagomorpha; Ochotonidae
Product: KIAA1217 ortholog
Exons: 20
Coding region: 21-5441 (1806 amino acids)
Cellular component (GO): cytoplasm
Source: RefSeq, a predicted model, not a curated record
GUUCCAAAGAAAUCCUGGGAAUGCAAACUUCUGAGAUGGACAGAAAGAGAGAAGCUUUCUUGGAACAUCUGAAGCAGAAGUACCCGCAUCAUGCCACGGCCAUCAUGGGACACCAGGAGAGGCUGCGAGACCAGACAAGAAGCCCCAAGCUGUCUCACAGCCCUCAGCCGCUCAGCUCAGACCCAGUAGAACACCUGUCGGAGGCAUCGGGCGACUCCUUGGAAGUCAUGUCUGAGGGCGACGCUCCAAGCCCCUUCUCCCGAGGCAGCCGGACUCGAGCCAGCCUCCCCGUGGUGCGUUCCACCAACCAGACCAAGGAGAGGUCUCUGGGGGUCCUCUAUCUGCAGUACGGAGAUGAAACCAAGCAGCUCAGGAUGCCGAACGAGAUCACCAGUGCGGACACAAUCCGCGCCCUCUUCGUAAGUGCCUUUCCACAGCAGCUCACCAUGAAGAUGUUGGAGUCCCCCAGCGUGGCCAUUUACAUCAAAGAUGAGAGUCGCAAUGUUUAUUACGAGCUGAAUGAUGUCAGGAAUAUUCAGGACCGAUCGCUCCUCAAGGUGUACAACAAAGACCCCGCUCACGCGUUCAAUCACACGCCCAAAGCCAUGAACGGAGACGCCAGGAUGCAGAGAGAAAUCGCUUAUGCCAGAGGAGACGGCGCUGGAUCCCGACCCGGAUCAGCCGCUCAUACUCCCCACGCCAUCCCGAGCUCUCCACCAUCCACACCUGUGCCCCACUCCAUGCCUCCCUCCCCAUCCAGGAUCCCGUACGGGGGCUCCCGGCCCAUGGCGAUGCCUGGCAACGCCACCAUCCCCAGGGACAGACUGUCCAGCCUGCCCGUGUCCAGAUCUAUGUCGCCCAGCCCAAGCGCCAUCCUAGAGAGGAGAGACGUCAAGCCCGAUGAGGACAUGGCGGGCAAAAACAUGGCCCUGUACAGGAACGAGGGUUUCUACGCGGACCCCUACCUCUAUCACGAGGGGCGCAUGAGUAUAGCCUCUUCACACGGAGGCUACCCACUGGAUGUCCCCGAUCACAUCGUCGCCUACCACCGCACAGCCGUCCGCUCGGCCAGUGCCUACUGCAGCCCCUCCAUGCAAGCCGAGAUGCAUCUGGAGCAGUCGCUGUAUAGGCAGAAGUCCCGGAAAUACCCCGACAGCCAUCUGCCCACGCUGGGCUCCAAGACGCCGCCCACCUCCCCGCACCGGGUAGUGGGUGACCUGCGCAUGCUGGACCUGCACGGGCACGGCGCCCAUGGGCCCCCACUGGCUUUGCCGCCUGACCGCGCUUCACCCAGCCGCCAGUCCUUCAAGAAGGAACCAGGUACCUUGGUGUACCUGGAAAAGCCACGGAACCUUCCCGGCUUCGUGGACCUCGGGCCACCCCUGGUGGAGAAGCAAGUUUUUGCCUACAGCACGGCUACGAUCCCCAAAGACAGAGAGACCAGAGAGAGGAUGCAAGCUAUGGAGAAGCAGAUUGCCAGCCUCACAGGGCUUGUUCAGUCUGCGCUGUUCAAAGGGGCCAUUCCAAGUAAUAGCAAAGAUGCCUCUAGUGAGAAAAUGGUGAAGACGGCAGCCAGCAGGAGCCACACUGAUGGUGCAGGCACGUCUCAUGUUCCUGGCAGGAAGACCCCGGAGUCUGCCAUGCUGCCUGGCCAGCCUGCACCCCCCGGCACCUCAGCCAUUCACCUGAGCCUGCUGGACAUGCGGCGUAGCGUGGCCGAGCUCAGGCUCCAGCUCCAGCAGAUGCGACAGCUACAGCUGCAGAACCAGGAGAUGCUUCGGGCCAUGAUGAAAAAGGCAGAGCUGGAAAUCAGCAGCAAAGUUGUGGAGACCAUGAGGCGCCUGGAGGACCCGGUGCAGAGACAACGCACCCUGGUGGAGCAAGAGAGGCAGAAGUAUCUACGGGAGGAGGAGAGGAUCGGCAAGAAGCUGGGCGAGCUGGAGGAGUUUGUGGAAGACCUGAAGAAGGACUCCACGUGUACAAGCCGUGUGGUCACCCUGAAAGACGUGGAGGACGGGGCCUUCCUCCUGCGACAAGUAGGGGAGGCUGUGGCCACCCUGAAAGGGGAGUUCCCCACCCUGCAGAACAAGAUGCGAGCCGUCCUGCGCAUCGAGGUGGAGGCCGUGCGCUUCCUGAAGGAGGAGCCACACAAGCUGGACGGGCUGUUGAAGCGGGUGCGGGGCCUCACGGACGUGCUGACCAUGCUGCGUAGACAUGUCACGGAUGGGCUCCUGAAAGGUGCUGAUGCCUCCCAAGCCGCUCACUACGUGGCCAUGGAGAAGGCCACGGCAGCAGAAGUCCUGAAGGGCCAAGAGGAGGUCCCCAGCCCCAGCAGCGUGAAGCCGGAUGUGGUGCCCCUGAUGGUCCACCAGGCACAGAGCUCACCUGUGCUCCUGCAGCCCUCACAGCACUCACUGGCCCUGCCCAAUCCUGGCCAGGCGGUGCCUAUACCUGCAGGGACCACAGCUGCCACGCAGGAAGGAGGCCCCAUGCCACAGUCCCCACAGACACCUGUGAGUGGCGCUACCAUGCAAAGCCUGCUCAUGGAGGACCUGCAUGGUGUGGGUGCCAAGAACAGGGCCAUGUCCAUCGAGAAAGCAGAAAGGAAAUGGGAAGAGAGGAGGCAAAACCUGGACCACUAUGAUGGCAAAGAGUUCGAGAAGCUGCUGGAAGAAGCUCAGGCCAACAUCAUGAAGUCCAUUCCGAACCUGGAGAUGCCACCAGCCCCAGGCCCGCCACCCAAGGGAGACGGCACGCUGGACAAGCUGGAACUCUCAGAAGAUUCGCCAAAUUCAGACCAGGACUUGGACAAGCUGGGGGGACGGUCCCCGCCUCCUCCUCCCCCACCCCCGCGGCGAAGCUACCUGCCGGGAUCUGGGCUCACCACCACGAGGUCGGGAGAUGUGGUCUACACCAGCAGGAAGGAGACUGCCACAACCAAGGCAAGCAGUGAGGACACUGGACCAAGCGCCCAGCCCAGAGCCGCCAAGUGUCCACCAGAGGAGCCCACACCAGCCUGGACACCGUCCUCACCAGCAGUCACUGCCUCCUCCAAGGAUGAGGAGGAGGAAGAAGAAGGAAAGAAAAUCAUGGCUGAGCUGCAGGCUUUCCAGAAGUGCUCCUUUACGGAUGUAAACUCAAACAGUUACGCUGAUCAGCCCCGGGCUGACCCUAGGCCGGGCACCUCAGCCCCAGCCAAGGAGAAAAAGAACUCGGACUUUUCUCGCGAAGAUGCACGGAAAUCUGAGGUUGUCAACGAACCCUGCCCCCAAGUGGCGUCACAAAAGGUUACGCCAGGGGCCCUGAGACCCAGUGACACCCCCAGGUGGGAGAAUAAUGUGUAUGAGGCAUCCAGAACUGCCCAGUACAAAACCGUUAUCUUAGGGCAGGAGGAUUCCCGGCCCAGUGACACCAGAGACUGUGGGCCUGAGACCAGUCCCAGCUCGUCCAGCGUGAGCUCACUGGAAGAUGAAAGACCCAAUGGGCCACAGCCCCCAGGGCUGCAGCUCCCUGCGCCAGGCAUGGAAUCUCAGAAGCUGAAUUCUGCAGAGACCAAGGAGAAAGAUCAAGAAAAAGUAGCACACACGGGGAGGGCUCCCACUGCUUCUCCAGCCCCAGCACCGGAGCAGGGCCAAGCACAGGAUGCAGAGGUUCCCCUGACAGGCGUGAGCCAAGUUGUCCUAAGACCCAAAGGGGCCCGGCAUGCAAACACAGCCCCCGUUGAGGACGGGGACUCCAUCCUGAGCUCCCCUGCUGAGGACAACAUCGCCUUCAUGAUCACCAAGACGGCCGUGCAGGUGUUGUCCAGUGGCGAAGUGCGCGACAUUGUGAGCCGCAAGGGGGAGGAGGUGCAGACAGUGAAUGUGGACACAAGAAAGGAGCCAGCGUCGCCGCAGGAUGGGCCGGGACCCGAGGAACCCGUCCUGUGCCUGGACAAAAAGCCGGUGAUCAUCAUCUUCGAUGAGCCCAUGGACAUCCGCUCUGCCUAUAAGAGGCUUUCCACCAUUUUUGAGGAAUGUGAUGAGGAGUUGGAGAGAAUGAUGACCGAGGAGAAGAUAGAGGAGGAGGAAGAGGAGGAGGAGAAUGGGGAUGCUGUGGUCCAGAAUAGCAACACUCCAGUGUCUGCCACCAAGGUGGCCUCGGGCAGUGUGGGAACCAGACAAGCGUCCGAGACCAGACUGCAGCCACUGUCACCUCUGGGGGCAGAGAAUAGGAGUCCAGGAAGCCUAGAAAGAAAGAAUUCUGAACUGAGCAAGUUGAGUCCAGGAGAUGCCCCAACCUCCGAUGGCAGGUGUGAUACAGCUGAGGACCAGUUUGAAAGUCCCAAGAAAAAGUUCAAAUUCAAAUUCCCCAAGAAGCAACUGGCUGCUCUCACGCAGGCCAUUCGCACGGGCACCAAGACAGGGAAGAAGACACUUCAGGUGGUGGUAUACGAGGAGGAAGAGGAGGAUGGCACGCUGAAACAACACAAGGAGGCCAGGCGCUUCGAGAUCACCAGUUCACAGCCGCCGGAGGAUACCCCCCGGAGCCCGGCCCAUGGACUCGAGGGAACAUCCCAAGCUUCCAGAACCGAUGAGAUCCGGAAAAACACCUACAAGACCCUGGACAGCCUGGAGCAGACCAUCAAGCAACUGGAAAGCACCAUCAGCGAGAUGAGCCCCAGAGCCCUGGCUGACUCCCGUCCUCCCACCAGGGACUGCAGUGCCAGCUCCCCCCACGAGGCUCCCGAACCCCCUCCCUGCACCCUGCUAGCGAGGGAUGAUGCGCCCACUGCCCCAGAGUCCCCCACGCCCGUACCGCCACCUUCACGUAAGGGCUCUGGCGGGACCCCACCAACCAGCAGGAUGCCGGUGCCCAUGACUUCCAAACACAGACCGGGGAGCUUGGACAAGGCCAGCAAGCCGUCCAAACUGCAGGACCCACGCCAGUACCGCCAGGCUAACGGAAGCGCUAAGAAAGCUGGUGGGGACUUUAAGCCCACCUCCCCUUCCCUACCUGCUUCUAAGAUUCCAGCCCUUUCUCCCAGCUCGGGGAAAAGCAGUUCUGUACCUUCAGCUAGCGGUGACAGCCCUCACCUUCCCCACGCGCCCGCCACUAAACCAACGGUUGCUUCUAACCCUCUCAGCCCCUCCACAGCACGGCCCGCUCCCUCUGCCUCCCUCAUCCCUUCUGUCUCUAAUGGCUCCUCCAAGUUCCAGAACCCCACUCACACAGGGAAAGGCCACCACCUCUCCUUCGCACUGCAGACUCCCAAUGGCCGGGCCACCCUGCCCCCCUCCUCCUCUGCCUCCACGCCUCCCUCCCCUGCCUCCCCCACCACCACCCUGAGUCAAGGUGCCAAGGGUGCCAGGACCCUGCACACUCCUGGCCUCACCAGCUACAAGGCACAGAAUGGAAGUUCCAGCAAGACCACACCCAUCGCGGCCAAGGAAACCUCUUAA